Molecule: messenger RNA, 279 nt
Organism: Miscanthus lutarioriparius
Lineage: Eukaryota; Viridiplantae; Streptophyta; Magnoliopsida; Poales; Poaceae
Source: the annotation of a GenBank genome assembly
AUGACGACGAGGCCGCAUCAGGCCAUCACUCUCUCCCUCAGAGGCCUAGGGCUCCCGCACAAAGGUUUCCAUUCGAGCAGGAGGACCACCACCAUGGAGGAUCUACAUUCGAGCACUAGGAUCAGCGUGGAGAUUUAUGUACUAAUGACUGGUGAAGAUGUUGCAUCAUUGGGACCACAAGAAGUCACCAAGACCCAUCAGUUGUUCGACUGGGCUAAGAAAUCUGAUAGGGGUUUGCUCCUCUUCAUAAAUGAAGCAAAUGCUUUCUUGUGUGAGUAA